AUGGGGGAAAAGCCGAUUUGGGAACAGAUAGGAUCCAGCUUUGUGCAACAUUACUACCAGCUCUUUGACACUGACAGGACCCAGCUUGGAGCAAUAUAUGUGAGUCUCAGAAUGUGAAUCUGUAUCAAUGAAUAUGAAUCAUAGUUACUCUGUCCUGUGUGUCCUGUUGUCACCUCCUUGCAUUUAUGGGCCGUUCACGUGCUGUCGGAGUUAUCAGAAGUCUGGAGUUCGGAAUGGGAAGUUUCACUUGAACGACCCUCCCAAGUGGGCAUUACAAGUGGGAAACUGAGAAAAUGUUGUUACCCAAGUUGUGACAUUUCACCUUUCAACCAAAAGAUGACAACAAAUCCAUUUUUGACCAUUACAAACGUAUCAAUGUGGAUAAUGUAGCUAGUUUGACCAUAUUGUCAAUGUUAACCAAGCUAGCUAACUUUAUUAUUAGCAACGUUAGCUACCUUGUCAAGCUAGCUAAAAUCUUGUUGGUUGAAGAAUUGGUCCGACUUUAACAGCACUAGAACACAAUCAUGUCGGACUUACGACAUCCCAGUUUCCCAGUUCCUACGAGCACAUGAAUGCCCCAUUAUUCCACCUUCAACUGUCUAUCCACCUCUUCUGCAUCUGUAAUAACUCAUUCAGUAAUUAUUUUCAACAAUGAAUUAAAUAUUUGUUAAUGUAAUGUUCAUUUGUUUUUCAAAUAGAAAAGUAGUGCAUCAUAUCUCCAGUCUUGUGAGCGAAUGCUCCCUGAUAAUUCUAUCCAAAUCACUAACCAAAGUAAAGAUUGUUGAAUCAAUACAUGUACCAUAGUCUUGCCUUAUUUCAAUGUAACUGUUCAAACCUUUACUUGGUUUAUGUCUUUCAGAGACUGAUGCUAGAUCAAACAAGUUUUGACAAGCAUUCAUCUGAGGAACUUUUUGGGCCAAAGAAACAGGGUCUGAAGCAUCAAGUUAGACUGUGGAGGACAUGCAAAUAUGCAUACUACUUGGACACUUACAAGCUAAAGCAUAAUAUAUUUCAAUAAGAUGUGUAAUAGACAGCAUAUAGUAACAUAUUUUAAGCUGUUCAAAUAAUUGUAAUGUCCAUUUAUCAAUCUUGAGAACAAGCAAGUCUUUACAUUCUGCUUAGUGAGCAUUCUUGAUAAAAUGUGUUGUUUGUGUGCCCCCUAUUGGUAGCAGGGUGAUUCUCAUGAAACUGGCACUUAACAAAAAAAACGUGACACAAAAUAAACCAUUUUUCUCCAUAAUUCUUCUUGAAUCACUAAGAUUAGGAUCUGUAGUUAUCUAUUUCAUAAAUAUUGUUAUGUAUUUGAUCAGAUAUUAUGCAUUUUACCCAUGGGUGAAAGUAGAUUUUAUUUCUUCCCGGUAUGGGACCGCAGUACCACAAUUUUAACCAAGCUAGCUAACUUUAGCAACGUACAUAUAGAAUCCCUACUAAUUCAAUAGGAUCUCUGUGGGCCUAGUCGUAAAUAUUUGUCAUUUAACUUUUAAAUUGUAUGACCUUUUAUUGUGGCAUAAACACAACCAGUCAUGAUGUUUUCAUCUGAUUAUCAAACAAUCACUUCAAAGGGCUCCUUUACUAAGCUACCUGCGCACGUUCAUCCACUCGCAAUGUAUUUCCAGCCUCCAAACAGUGGUGAAUGGAAAGAGACAUCUGUUACACAAAACACCAAAAAGUUUAAUGACAUUGGCGAUUGUCAUUAGGCCAGAAUUGAUGUGUCCACUGCUGUCCAUGCUCACCUCUUAGUCAGCCACUCGUCUCUGCCUUGGCAAAAUGUCAGUGUUCUCGUCAAACCACAUCGCAUUUUGGAAUGUAGGCUAUACCACCCGUUUAAGUCCAUUCACACAUUUGUAGGAAAAUAAUUAUAAUUUGUAUACUACAAAUUUACUACAAGUAAGCCCAAAAAGAGAGUGUUAUUUUCAAGUAGAAUAAUUUCAUACCUUGAUUACGUUGAGACACGAUCACGACACAAUACUUGCGAAUAGACUUCCUAAAUUAAACUUAUUUUUAGCUGAAUUCUUGGUGAUUUAGUCAUUUUUUGUAACCCAAAAUUAAAAUCCAAAAAGUAAAUGUAAAAAAAAGUGUAAUGAUAUUUGCCGAUUGUCAUUAGUCCAGAAUUGAUGCGUCCACGCUCGUCUCGGUAUAGGCCACUCAUCUCUGCCUUGGCAAAAUGUCAGUGUUCUCGUCAAACCACAUCACAUUUGGAGCGUAGGCUAUACCACCCGUUUUCAUUCGCAAAUGUUUCCUGCCUCUGACAUGCGGUAAUGAUAAAUAGUGGUGUAAUAGCCUAUUUUUUUAUAAUAAAAAAUAGAUAUAUUAUUGUGAUAAACUCAUGUUUUACCGGUACCCCCAGUAUUUCUUUUGCCGGGAUGCCGUACUGGACCGUACUGCUUUACUUUCACCUCUGAUUUUACCACAAAUUCCACAAUUACCAAUGCAAAAUAUAGUUUCCGUAGGCCAAAAAAGUGUUGAACAAGUCUUUUUUUUCCCACAUUGCUCUCCUAAUGAAAAGGCCAGUGUUAAACAUAACACUGAACUAGUUUAUUUAAAAUUAAAUUAUAAACAAUUAUUUUGUAAUUUCUCAUUCCUGCAACAACCUUUUCUGAAUAUAGUUUUUUGUCAUAAUUGCUUGUGUAUACAUGUUAUUUUUAUGUACACAUAUUUGGAUAAAGAACAAAAGGCACACUCAGAUUAAGCCAAAAUUACUAAAGUAUGUGUUUUUAAAAAUCUAUUUCCUAAAUAUUGGUGCGUUAUGGUAAUGAUAAGCAGGUUUCAGAGAUGAGAAUGCAUGUUUCGGUAAUGACUGUUGCAUAGUUUGCCAUUGAAAAACUAUACUGAGCUCUAAUAGAGAAUCAGUAACCCAAUACAUCAUCAAACUGUGUCAUUUGUUAAGCCCAAAUGACUUGCAUAAUACUAAAAUCACUGAUCUUAAUGCGAUUGACUAAAAUACCCCAUAUUGUAGCAUAAGUAUAAGUACUGAAAUUACGUGCAUGUCUUGUCAAAAGUGUACUUAAGCAUAAAAAUGUUUUUUUUAAUUUUUAGAAAAGGUAAUUUCUCCAAUGUCUUUACAGGUAAUUUUGGUAUAUUAGGACGUGGAAUGUGUGGUUAUUUCUAAAUUGAAUGGCAUCCUAUGGACAAAUGGAAUAACAUGAUAGGCCUGUAAAGCAGGGGAGAAAGUAAGGCGGUACGGCGUCCCAGCAAAAUAAAUAGUGGGGGUACGCUGUACCGGUAAAACAUGAGCCUAUUACAGUAAUGAAAACAAAAUGUCAAGGAAACUAGGCUAUUACACCACUUUUUAUCGUUACUGCAUGUCAGAGGCAAUGGACAUGAAAACUGGUGGUAGGCCUAUAGCCUACGCUCCAAAAUGCGAUGUGGUUAGAUGAAAAGUUACACAGAAAUUAUGCCAAGGCAGAGAUGAGGGGCCGACACAGAGACAUGCGUGGACAGAAGUGGACGCGUAAAUUCUGGCCUAAUGACAAUCGUCAAUAUCAUGACACUUUUAUGUUUUGUGUAACAGAUGCCUCUUUCCAUUCACCACUGUUUGGAGGAUGGAAAUAUGUUGCGAGUGGAUGAACGUGCGCAGGUAGCCUAGUAAAGGAGCCCUUUGAAGUGAUUGUUUGACAAACAGAUGAAACAUCAUGACUGGUUGUGUUUAUGCCACAAUAAAAGGUAAUACAUUUUCAAAGUUAAAUGACAAAUCUUUACGACUACGCCCACAGAGAUCCUAUUGAAUUGAUAGGGAAUUCCUAUAUGUAAUUCUAUGAUUAGGCCCAUAAAAAAAGUGCACAUAUAGGAGGUCCGUACCGGGAAGAAAUGAAUUCUACUUUCACCCCUGCUAUCAUAUAUCGAAAUAUGUGGGAUAUGGAGCAAAAACUGUCUUGAGAUAUCAAACAACAGUGUAGGUAAGUGCUACAACAUGUACACAUGGUAAAAUGGUGGAUAUCCUCCUUUUAGUGGGGGGGUUGGUCUUUGCUGGAACACAAACUCCAGAUUGUGGCUUUAAGUAAAUUAAAUAUUGUUUAUACACCCAUAUUUCUUAACUCCUACUUAAUCAAAUAAUUUAUGUUUUACAAAAAAAUCUAUACAAUAGCUGUAAGCAGUGGUCCUAGUAAAUAAUAAAAGUUACCAGCACAGAGCACCCAUUGACUAUACAUUAGAAUUAGCUUAUUAUCAUUACCGAAAUUAAGGUUCUCAUUACUGAAACGGACCUACAAAUUAUGUGCUAAUGAGAUGUGUGUUUUAGUAAUGAGAGGCCCUUAGUUCAAUUUGCAAGUAAAAGGAGACCGCCAUUAUGAGUCCGCAAACAACUGACCACAUCACUAAAGCCCAUUCAUGUCUUCAUGUUGGUAAGGUAAUGGUUAUCUUAAGUUUUUCCCAAUUUGAGCUUUUUAGUCAUUUCGGUAAUGAGAAGGUCAAGUGUUGUAAAGGGGGUGUUUGAGAUUAAAAUCCUCGUUCCGGCAUUUAAGUGAAGAAAUUAAAUGAACUCGUGCUCAUCUGACUACUCUAGAUUAUGUAUCAUGGGUGAAUACAACUUUAUUAAAGAACAUUUUUGAGUUUUUACAGAAACUCUGUGUUACGGUAAUGAGAAAGAUGUCCACAGACUGUGUUUUUAUGUAAUACAUAUUAAAGUUUAAUGUAAACUUCAAAUGGUAUAACAUUUUUAUCAUUUAUGGACAAACUACAGCACUGUAUUUUGUGUUUUAUUCAGAUAAGUUAGGUUUUUCUCAAAUAAAAUGUUAUGAAAUGACAUGAGAAUUUAAUCCAGAAGCAUUUCGGUAAUGAGAAUUUUGGGUGAAAAUGUACAAAAUUCAGGUGAAAAUGUAAAAUGUAUUUAAAAUAAGACACUGUGCCAUAAACAAGGUAUCAUAGUCUUCAGAAUGAUAGUUGACUGUUGCAUAUGCAUUAUGGUGUUCUAACUCAAUUUGUUGCUACCAUGGUAAAAACUGAUUUCAUGAGAAUCACCCACAAUUUACAUUUUUAGAUACAAGGAGAAUUGCACAAACCUCACAUCCUUCCAGCGUAAAUAUACCACCAAUGUGCCUUCUGCUGACGAACUCAAUCCUCUGCUUUUCCUUUUAACAGAUUGAUGCAUCAUGCCUUACGUGGGAAGGACAGCAAUUCCAGGGAAAGGCAGCGAUUGUCGAGAAACUUUCUGUGAGUGCUAUUAUAAAAUAUUAUACCUGAGCAUGACAAAAUGGAAUGCCUCAAUAGUAUGUCAGGAGUGUACUGAUUGAACAGGAUAUCCAGGAGACAUCCUGGUGGAAUGUGCUUGUCUCUGAUACAUCUGUCUUGUUUCUUAUUUUCAGACUCUCCCCUUCUUAAAAAUUGCUCACAGUAUAACAGCACAAGACCACCAGCCCACCCCUGACAGCUGCAUAAUGAGUAUGGUAGUAGGACAACUAAAAGUAAGUAUUUCUCAUUCUAUCACAUUCUAUCACUGUAACUCAGUUGGUAGAGCAUGGCGCUUGCAACGCCAGGGUUGUGGGUUCGAUUCCCACGGGGGGCCAGUAUGAAAAACUAAAACUAAAAUGUAUGCACUCACUAACUGUAAGUCGCUCUGGAUAAGAGCGUCUGCUAAAUGACUAAAAUGUAAAUGUAUAUUGCCAGUUUCUUAAACCAACAACUGAAUCAUUUACAUGCUAGACAUCCCCACCUGCUAUAAACGAAGAGUCUCGGUUCUGUCUGUUUGAUCAAACUGCAUUGUUAAAAGCACAGCUAGGUACAUCUGUUUUCAGCUUCACCACAGAUUCAAGCCAUUUGUUCACUAAAUUGAUAUAAAUAGCUAUGCUGUUAUUAAUCUGCCUGAGCACAUAGAAGAGGCCAUGGACCAGGCCUUCCUAUGUUAUAAAAACAAGGGUAUGUUUGUGUGUGAGGUAAGUACUUUAGAUGUCAGGGUUAUUGUAUAUUAUGUGUCUGUCUCUCAGGCAGAUGAUGACCAGGUCCUGGGCUUCUAGUAUACGUUUUUGCUGAACAAUUACAGCAAUGCCUGGGUUUGCACCAAUGAGUUCUUCAGGCUUGCCCAGCACAACCCUUGACCUGCCUGUGGUCUUAUGCCCCAUCUUCUCCCUACUUACUGUCAGUAAGGAUCUGUGUUCUGACUGACCAUGGUUCAGUUGGGCUUUUACUAAUCUCACGCCAUAGAGGGAUUUCUUCAUACUGGAGUUUGAUUAUGAGAGACCACAGUGUGUUCAGGGAUUUAAAAAAUAAAUGUACUCACCAAAUGAUGGGGGGGAAAUGCCCUAUAAACUGGGACAACCAUGUGGUUUGUUUGUUGAAUCUGAACCUAGAUCAUAGUGAAGGCUGGCUUGUUUGACUGGUAAUCAUUCAGUAUUGACCAAUUAACGGAACUAGUCUCAGCCACAAUAAUGGCAUUAUAUGCUAGCUCUCAUCUUCACUGUGGACCUUAAACUUGUAAGCUGCUGAUUGUUAGAAGCUUUUUAGAACACUAACGUAUCAUUUGAAGGAGCCAAUGCCAUCAUGAUCACUGAGCAGUAAACCUUACGGAGUUAUGUAAGCCUAGUCUCCACUGACACCUAAAGGGAUGACAUGCUUUUUGUCUGUGGCUCUAUCUCCAUUAGUGCUUGUUCAAACCUGCUUGUGCUCUGUUUGACUGGAAUAGCCUGAUCAGGAAUUGGGGUUUGUCACAAGCAUUGUGAUUGUAUAAGUUAGGCUGAGGCUAACUGCAAGACUGACUGUAACCGCCCUGUCCCGCCCCCGUCCCUUCGCCCUGGAAGCCUCCUCCCCAGAGAAAAAAAAAGUGUAUCACGUUCUGCGCAUGUGUUUCUUUACCUCAACUUUACGGACACAUUUUUGUGCUCACCCUCCCUUCACAUUUCUCACUGUAAAUUGUGAAUGAUAAUUCUUCAAUUUUAACGGUGAAACGUCCAUGCCAACCAUUUGACCUCAAAUCAGUUUCAUGGGAAUAUGCAUUUACACUGAACAAAUAAUAAACGCAACAUGCAACAAUUUCGAAGAUUUUACUGAGUUACCGUUCAUAUAAGGAAAUCAGUCAAUCAAAAUAAAUGAAUGGGGCCCUAAUCUAUGGAUUUCACAUGACUGGGAAUACAGAUAUGCAUCUGUUUGGUCACAGAUGCCUUUAAAAAAAGGGGGGUGUGGAUCAGAAAACCAGUCAGUAUCUGGUGUGACCACUAUUUAGCUCAUGAAGCGUGACACAUCUCCUUCGCAUAGAGUUGAUCAGGCUGUUACUUGUGGCCUGUGGAAUGUUAUCCAACUCCUCUUCAAUGGCUGUGCGAAGUUGCUGGAUAUUGGCGAGAACUGGAACACGCUGUCAUACACGUCAAUCCAGAGCAUCCCAAACAUGCUUAAUGGGUGACAUGUCUGGUGAGAAUGCAGGCCAUGGAAGAACUGGGACAUUUUCAGCUUCCAGGAAUUGUGUACAGAUCCUUGCGACAUGGGGCCGUGCAUUAUCAUGCUGAAACAUGAGGUGAUGCGUGCCAGUGGCCAUCGAAGGUGAGCAUUUGCCCACUGAAAUCGGUUACGACGCUGAACUGCCGUCAGGUCAAGACCCUGGUGAGGACGACGAGCAUGCAGAUAAGCUUCCCUAAGAUGGUUUCUGACAGUUUGUGCAAAAAUUAUUUGGUUGUGCAAACCCACAGUUUCAUCAGCUGUCCGGGUGGCUGGUCUCAGACGAUCCCGCAGGUGAAGAAGCCAGAUGUGGAGGUCCUGGGCUGGUGUGGUUACACGUUGUCUGCAGUUGUGAGGCCGGUUGGACGUAAUGCCAAAUUCUCUAAAACGACGUUGGGGGCGCCUUAUGGGAGAGAAAUGAACAUACAGUGGCUUGCGAAAGUAGUUACCCCCCUUGGCAUUUUUCCUAUUUUGUUGCCUUACAACCUGGAAUUAAAAUAGAUUUUGGGGGGGUUUAUAUCAUUUGAUUUACACAACAUGCCUACCACAAAAUAUGUUUUUUUGUGGAAAAAAACUUGAGCGUGCAUAACUAUUCACCCCUCCAAAGUCAAUACUUUGAAGAGCCACCUUUUGCAGCAAUUACAACUGCAAGUCUCUUGGGGUAUGUCUCUAUAAGCUUGGCACAUCUAGCCACUGGGAUUUUUGCCCAUUAUUCAAGGCAAAACUGCUCCAGCUCCUUCAAGUUGGAUGGGUUCCGCUGGUGUACAGCAAUCUUUAAGUCAUACCACAGAUUGUCAAUUGGAUUGAGGUCUGGGCUUUGACUAGGCCAUUCCAAGAUAUUUAAAUGUUUCCCCUUAAACCAAUCGAGUGUUGCUUUAACAGUAUGCUUAGGGUCAUUGUCCUGCUGGAAGGGGAACCUCCGUCCCAGUCUCAAAUCUCUGGAAGAUUGAAACAGGUUUCCCUCAAAAAUGUCCCUAUAUUUAGCGCCAUCCAUCAUUCCUUCAAUUCUGACCAGUUUCCCAGUCCCUGCCGAUGAAAAACAUCUCCACAGCAUGAUGCUGCCACCACCAUGCUUCACUGUGGGGAUGGUGUUCUCGGGGUGAUGAGAGGUGUUGGGUUUGUGCCAGACAUAGCGUUUUCCUUGAUGGCAAAAAGCUCAAUUUUAGUCUCAUCUGACCAGAGUACCUUCUUCCAUAUAUUUGGGGAGUCUCCCACAUGCCUUUUGGCGAACACCAAAUAUUUGCUUAUUUUUCUCUUUAAGCAAUGGCUUUUUUCUGGCCACUCUUCCGUAAAGCCCAGCUCUGUGGAGUGUAUGGCUUAAAGUGGUCCUAUGGACAGAUACUCCAAUCUCCGCUGUGGAGCUUUGCAGCUCCUUCAGGGUUAUCUUUGGUCUCUUUGUUGCCUCUCUGAUUAAUGCCCUCCUUGCCUGGUCCGUGAGUUUUGGUGGGCGGCCCUCUCUUGGCAGGUCUGUUGUGGUGCCAUAUUCUUUCAAUUUUUUAAUAAUGGAUUUAAUGGUGCUCCGUGGGAUGUUCAAAGUGUCAGAUAUUUUUUUAUAACCCAACCCUGAUCUGUACUUCUCCACAACUUUGUCCCUGACCUGUUUGGAGAGCUUCUUGGUCUUCAUGGUGCCGCUUGCUUGGUGGUGCCCCUUGCUUAGUGGUGUUGCAGACUCUGGGGCCUUUCAGAACAGGUGUAUAUAUACUGAGAUCAUGUGACAGAUCAUGUGACACUUAGAUUGCACACAGGUGGACUUUAUUUAACUAAUUAUGUGACUUCUGAAGGUAAUUGGUUGCACCAAAUCUUAUUUAGGGGCUUCAUAGCAAAGGGGGUGAAUACAUAUGCAUGCACCACUUUUCUGUUAUUUAUUUAUUUUAAUUUUUUUUAACAAGUUAUUUUUUUCAUUUCACUUCACCAAUUUGGACUAUUUUGUGUAUGUACAUUACAUGAAAUCCAAAUAAAAAUCAAUUUAAAUUACAGGUUGUAAUGCAACAAAAUAGGAAAAACGCCAAGGGGGAUGAAUACUUUGGCAGGGCACUGUAAAAUUCUCUGGCAACACUGUAAAAUUCUCUGGCAACAGCUCUGGUGGACAUUGCUGCAGUCAGCAUGCCAAUUGCACACUCCCUCAAAACUCCCUCAAAACAAAUUUGUGCACAAGCUUUGAGAGAGAGAAGCUUUUUGUACAUAUGGAACAUUUCUGGGAUCUUUCUUGUAGCUCAUGAAACACUUUUUACAUGUUGCGUUUAUAUUUUUGUUCAGUAUAGAUCUUCUUUAAUUAUGUACAGUGUUUCAAAGUACAGUGUUGUUUUAAAUUAUGUACAGUGAGCAAUUUUUUUUAGCAGAUUGUGUUAACAAAUCAAAGCACAUAUUUUGCCUAUGGCGCGUGCUGUGUUGGCCGCAUGAGAGAGAAAUCAUCCAGAAAUCUCAUAACAAAUUAGGUGGUGUUUUUUGUCUUACGGUAAUGUUAUACAAUGCUAUUAUAUUCUGUUCUGUUAUGUAGAAUACUAACAUUAUGUGCUCUUGCAAACAUUUAUUCAGCUUUGAUCUAACAUUUAUUUAACAAGCACCAUUCUCCAUCAUAACUGAAAUUCGCUAGAGUAGCCUGUUCUCUGGGCAGCCGAACGAGUACAGACUGUGCGUAAAGUAGAGAAUCCCACACAUGUGCAGAAGCUUCGGUUGUUUAGCUUAUCGGGAAAAGGCAUCCAGAGAAUUUAGCAACGCAGCCACUCCGGAUAAGUUAACGGAUAGUAGAGUAACAGGAAUGUGUUUGUUGUGUGCAAGCAGUUUGUGUCGCUUCGACUCAGCCAAAAUCAACCCUUGUCAGAGAUGCACCCAACUAUGGAUUGGAUUCACAGAAAUAUAACUGUGACUUCACUAAGCUCUGUCUUUGUGUUACAGGCCGAUGAGGACCCCAUCAUGGGAUUUCAUCAGAGUUUCAUCCUGAAGAACAUUAAUGAUGCCUGGGUAUGCACCAAUGACAUGUUCCGGCUCGCGCUGCACAAUUUCGGCUAA
This is a messenger RNA of Coregonus sp. 'balchen', 10368 nucleotides long. NCBI's taxonomy places the organism in Eukaryota, Metazoa, Chordata, Actinopteri, Salmoniformes, Salmonidae. The record is from the annotation of a GenBank genome assembly.